This is a messenger RNA of Hibiscus syriacus, 1234 nucleotides long. RefSeq names its product glycine-rich RNA-binding protein RZ1A-like. Gene Ontology annotation, molecular function: zinc ion binding; RNA binding. The transcript has 4 exons. NCBI's taxonomy places the organism in Eukaryota, Viridiplantae, Streptophyta, Magnoliopsida, Malvales, Malvaceae. The record is from RefSeq and is a predicted model, not a curated record. The coding region runs from base 15 to 641 and encodes 208 amino acids.
AUGCAGCUUAAAGUAUGACAGAAGACGUAGAAUACCGUUGUUUUAUUGGUAACCUGUCAUGGUCAACAUCAGAUAGGGUCCUAAAGGAUGCUUUUGAGAAGUUUGGAAAUCUUAUUGAGGCUAAGGUCGCUGUUGACAAGAUUUCUGGCCGUUCUCGUGGAUUUGGAUUUGUCUCUUUUGAUGAGAAAGCGGCCAUGGAAGAAGCUAUUGAAGAAAUGAAUGGAAUGGAUUUGGAUGGGAGGAAUAUAACUGUUGAUAGAGCUAAGCCUCAGCAAGGGUCAGGAAGAGAUUAUGAUGGUGACCGUAACCAUAACCGUGAUCGUGGACGUGAUCGUGACCAUGACCGUAGCCGGGGUUAUGAUGGUGGGCGUGGAUCUAAUGGUGGGGAGUGUUUUAAGUGCGGGAAGCCAGGGCAUUUUGCUAGGGAGUGUCCGAGUGAUGGGGCUAGGGGUGGCAAGUAUGGUGGUAGGGAUGAUCGUUAUGGUGGUGGUAGUCGUUAUGGUCCUGAUCGGAAUGGAGAUCGAUUUGGUGGGCGCAGCAGGGAUGCAGGCAGUCGUGGGGGGUCUGGAAGUGAUAGGUACGGUCGUGAUCGUUCUGGACCAUAUGAUCGUCGUGGAACUGGAGCUCCUCGUUCUGGUUAAGCUGCUUGUGCUGAUGAACCAGGAUGCUUGGGCCGUUUUUGAUUUUUAUGGAUACUUUAUUGGGUUACUUUGUUGCUAAUUGGACAUGGUUUUAUAAACUUUAAAAUUGGGAUUGUUUUUGGGCGCAACAAGGCAUCUGCAUAGCAGUUGAAUGUUAGCACACCCUAUGCGCGCUGAUGAAAGAGUUCCAUGUCUCUCUAAAACACAUCAGCAACUGCUGCUAUUUGUUCCCUUGUGUCUAUACCUCUGUUUGGGGUUAAGGUUCCCAUUUUUGCCCAGUUUUUCUACCAGGCUCUAGGGACUUGAUCUUUUUGGCCAAGUUGGGAAAAGUGGUUGAUAUAUAGUUCUUUUGGCUCAGAUCGUGCUUUUCAAAUCCUAUUCGGUUGCUAGAGUCAAACUCUUCAAUUUGAGGUUUGGUUUAACACUGGCUGUGCUAUCUUAUUUUCUUAGCCCUAUAUGCCCUGAAAGGAAGCUGCUCCUUGGUUCCUCAGUCCUAAAAUUGUUGGAAUGCAUGAUGAGAUAUUUUCUUGGUUUUCCUGCAUAUAUGAAUUGUUUGUUGAGUUUAUGGUCUCAACAUCAUCAUCAUAAUGCCU